GUCAGGGUACAUACCUAGAGACAGGAGACUUUAGCUGAGUGCAUUUCUCCAUAGCCCAUCGCUUCUUUCCCACGCCUCCUCCAUCCCGUGGAGGUCUCUUCUGGUGGCACUCCUCAGAGGGCUGAUGCUUCUCGGCACACUUGGCCUCCUGCAAACAGUGUCCGGGUGAGUGACGCAGGGACAGGGCUCUCAUCCCACCCCGCUGCCCAGCACUCCCCACGAGCCAAAUCCUGCACCCCCAAACUGCCUCUCAGUCCCCUCCCCAUGCCUGCCUGAGACGCUGAAGGGAAGGGGAAGAACUUCUCUAACCUUUCUGGAUCGAUGCUACAGCUGAGAACCAGCACAUCUCUGCACACCUAACGAACUUGGAGACGCACCCGGGCAGAGUGAUGGGCAGCGCAGGCCAGAGGCUGACCGCUCUGCCUCAUGGCCGGAUCGCCCCGCAGGACGCCCUGCUGCUGACCAGCCUGGAGAAGCCCCCUGCUGCACAAGACCCUGAUACCCAGAGCUGGAGCUCCCUGGACAGCCCCAGCCCCCCUGCCACACCCGAGCAGACUCUGCCCACUUUCUACCUCCACUACUUCGAUAUGCUCUACUCAGAGGACACCAGCUGGGUGCCCAAGGGCCUGGGGGAGACUCCUCAGGGCAGCGACCAAGGGGGCAGGGGCGAAGGGCAGAAGGAGCCAGAGCAGUGCCCCAUCAUCGACAGCCAGGGCUUGGGGCUGAGCCCCGACAUGGACUACCAGGAGAGCCUCCACUUGGAGGAGCACUCACUGGAGCAGGUGCAGAGCAUGGUGGUGGGCGAAGUGCUAAAGGACAUUGAGACGGCUUGCAAACUCCUCAACAUUGCAGCAGAUCCGGCAGACUGGAGUCCAGGAAAUGUCCAGAAGUGGAUCCUAUGGACCGAGCACCAGUACCGACUGCCCCAGAUCGGGAAAUCUUUCCAGGACCUGUCUGGGAAGGAUCUGUGUGCCAUGUCAGAGGAGCAGUUCCGUCAGCGCUCCUUGGUGUGUGGGGACGUGCUGCAUGCCCACCUGGACAUCUGGAAAUCAGCUGCCUGGAUGAAGGAGAAGGCUGCACCCGGAGAAAUGCGGUACUGUGCGGGUGACGAGAGCUGGACGGAUAGCGAGGUGGACUCCUCCUGCUCAGGCCAGCCCAUCCACCUGUGGCAGUUCCUCAAAGAGCUUUUGCUGAAGCCUCAUCACUAUGGACGGUUCAUUCGCUGGCUCAAUAAGGAGAAAGGCAUAUUCAAGAUUGAGGACUCUGCCCAGGUGGCUCGUUUAUGGGGAAUCCGGAAGAACCGGCCCGCCAUGAACUAUGACAAACUGAGCCGCUCCAUCCGGCAGUAUUACAAGAAAGGGAUCAUCCGGAAACCUGACAUCUCCCAGCGCCUGGUCUACCAGUUUGUACACCCUGUCUGAGAAAGGGGCAGGAGCAGGGGAAUGGACUGACUUCCCGGUGGGAUCCCUGUAACCACAGCACCUCCCACCCCCUUCCAAAAAAGAGAUCCACCUUUUGAAAAUAAAGAUGAAGUCUAGGGUUGUGCAAGAGGCUGGAAAUUCAUCAAACUUGCUGGAUGAACUUCAGAGCUUCCAACCUCCCCCAGACUACAAAGAAUGUGUGUUGGGGGAAGAACCCCCACCUAGCAAUGGACUGCCUGUGAAAUAGAGUGUAUACAUUUAAUUCUGGGGCCAAUGAGUUUGUGUAGAAAGCCCCCUUCUCCCUCUAAAGCUGCGGUGUGAGGGAACCACGUGAGGGAGGCACAACAAUUGGGUGGGGUGGGGGGUGGGGACUGAGGGGAUGCUGCCUGGAAGCAAUGUCGAACCAAUAGAAGUUACAUAUGACUGUUGUGGAUGAGGUUCAUUUUUCCCCGCCAGCUUUUCAAGUCUUUGGCGGUGCAGGAGGCACCACUAGACCAGAUGCCACUUAGCAGAGAUUUAUGGCACAUUGGAGGUCAUGCAGCAAAGCAACUGGGUGUAGAACCCAGGAGUCCUGCCCAUGCAUGGGAACAUAGGAGUUAUCAUACUGCAUCAGACCACUGGGCCUUGUUUCUGACCCUGGCCAGUCACCCCUGCUUUAGUGAAAGGUGCCGGUAUCCCUGCAGUGAUGGUAACUUGUCCCCAGGGGAAGUUCUUCCUGAUCCCCAUCAGGUAGAGAUGGUCGUGUACCCUGAAGAUUGAUAAGAGCCUCACCCACCCACAUACCCCACAACAUCUAGUGAUAAUCAGAUUUGGCCUCUCUUCAUCAAUGCUUUCCCCUUCCAGGUGGGGAGCUUGAGUUGUCCUGAAAUAUCCCAAGGAUAUUGUCAUGGCAAUUCUACCGGUCUUGCUUUUUCCUGGUCUGAAGCCGUUCUCUGGGCAUGGAUAAGAGGUAAUUCCCCCCGCCUUCCAGCCAGUCCAGAGCCUUUCUUUAAUGGGACAACUCCCCCACCAAUACCCUAACUGAAAUCUGUUCCUUAAAGGGGCCAUCUUCUAUCCUUCCCUGAGCUAGAAAAGUAGCUGAUCAGCCCAGUCAUUAGUUGGCGAUGCCUCUUCUUGGUGGGGGCAAGGAUAGAAUGAUAGCCAGAAAGUGCUUGCCACUAAGGCAGUUUCUCCCCACAACACUUGCUAUAUGCAUGUGAUCAACUAGGCAAUGCCUCCAGCCUUGUGUGGCAGCGUAGGGAUACCCCAGUGUGGAAGGGCUCUGCGAGCCGGCAGAGAGCAGCAAUGCUCUGGUGUAGACGACUGCCAGAAGGUCUGAGGUUAUCGGCUGGAGAUGCUGCAGCUGAAGCGUUUGCCUCCCUCAUUGCCUCAUUUGGAGGUGGGUAGGCAGUAGGAAGCAGUGGAAUUGUCCAGUAGCGUGUGAUGCUGGGUUAGCAGCUGCAUAACUGGCUGGUUUGUCCAAGAACCUCUCAAGCGUCCUGCUUCUCUUCCUUACGGAGAAGCAAUUCUGAAGAACGUGCCUUGCUGUAUCUGGAAAAUCGCUUCAACAAGUUCAUGAUGUCCAACUGGCCCUCUGAGACAUGCAGUGAGCAACUUCUCUUUUUCUGGGUGCCAUUUUAAUGCAUCAGGACUAGAUUCUGAACUUAGGCCGGUAUAAACUGGGAGUAACUCUCUGAGCUUCAGCCGGGUUACUAUGGAUUCACACCGGUGUAAAUGAGAUCAGAAUCUGGCCCAAAUGUUGUUUUGGAGUCAAGUUCUGCUACCUCCUACCCCAGUUCAUCUCCCAUUGCCUUUGGCAAGAGCAGCACCAGCUGUAAACCAAAGACAAGCAUGGCUGAUCGUGGGGUGGGCUCUAACUCGGGGAUUGCCUAACUGGGCCAAACCCUGGCCACCUGACUCGGAUCUGAAGCGAUUGAACUAGCUAGUUUCUGGUGCACAGUUGAAUGGGUGCAGUGACCAUUUUAGGGCAUUGUGUGUGAAAGGACAAAGUCACCCAUGCGCAGGAUGUGAGAGAGGCUCAUUUGAAAGGAAAGACAAUAGGAUCAUACACAGCAGCCUUCUGCCAGGGCUCACGCUGACCCAAAGCUGGGACACCCUGGCACUUGGAUGCAUGAGAAGGCCAUCUGGCUGAACAGCAGGGUAAUACCGAAAAGCUCUUGUGGGAAGCAUGGAGUCAGCAGGCUGUGUAGUAUGUUGCUUUGCCUGCUGGACAGGUUGCUGUAUCAUCUUUCUGCUCAUUGGCCAAUCUCCUAAACAAGAGUAGAUUGCAAACAGAAUGGGACCAGUAUAUCUUGCAUCCCUUCUGUGCUACCCCACUGGGGACAAAAUGAAGGCCACUGGGCAGGUUUCCCUUCCUCACCACAACUUGUGGUGUUUAUGCCCCAGUUGCGCUAGUUACUUUCCUAGCAACACCAUCAUCCUGUUUGUGAGAAAUCUGCUGCCUAUCCUGGGCAAGCCAAGACUGGAGAAAGAUCCAACCUGCUGUUGGAGCACAGAGUGAUUAAAGGUGGGUAGAGUGGAGCACAACAACUGGGUUGGCUUUUGGUGACCAGAGGUUGAGUUUGUUUUCUAUUAAUUCAACUGGUGAUUAAGGGAAUUCACUGGUGUUGGAAAGGGGCUGGGGAAGAAAGCCUGAAGACUGACAUUAUAGCCUGGGUACUAACAAGAAAAUUAGUAACUUUCUUACCCCCAUACUUCCAGUUUCAGUCCUGAUCUGGCAGUCCCACCACUAGCGUUGACUAAGGAAGUCAUUCUCCAUCUGAUAUGGGCUCAAGCUGCAGACUUUGGAUCCAGAUUUCAAAGUCCCCAAGGUGUUUGAAUCUGGGCUUUUUGAUUCAGUGCAUUAUAAAGAAUGGACCCAUUUGCGAAACUCAGAUCAAGAUUUGGAUUCCGACCUCCACCUGCAAAAUAGCCAGCACUUCAGCUCUCCUGUAUGUGCUCUCUCUGCCCCAGUCAGUCUUUCUGCUCAGACUGCCAACUAUGAACCAGUUGUGAUGGCUGUUCAUGUGCUGUAUGGACACCUGUCUACUAGGAACUAGACAGAGACUCACUAAACUCAUUUCCUACCAGUGCUCAGGACUUUCUUGACUGCCUUAGUCUUGUACCUGUUUUUAAAGGCAUUAUUAUUUGUUUUUUACACCUCUGCAGUUUACUCCCACUGGGAAACAAAUCAACAGAAGCUGACAAGAUUAUAGUACAAUAGAACUUGGGCAGAGGGUAGAGGAUUGUUUAAACUGUACAUUUCAUAACAGGCCAAGUUACCUGGUAAUGUUGAUCUUUUAUAUUACAGUUUAUUUGUUUUCUUUUGGUUUUGGCUGAUGAGACGUUGUGGUUUAGGUUCAAAUGAAGAGUUUAGAAGGGAGACAAGGAUAUCUGUAAAAGCCUUUGGAAGAGUUUAAAGAAAAAUGUAUAUACAUGUUUUAUUUUGGUUUUUGUUUUUUAACUUAAAAGAGCUGCCUGUGUUGGCUGCUGCCUUUGUAUUUCCUUCUGAUAAUUUUGUAUUGUUUACAUGUCAGAGUAGGAGCUCAAGUGCUUCUUAGAUUCCCAGCAUAUGUUGUAUCUCAUUGCCUUGAAGUUCUGAUUCCUUGCGGGGGCGGGGAGACAGCUUUGUAUCUUCUGAAAAACCAUGAAAGUUGUGCCAUGUGAUUAUUUGUGUGUAUAAUGAAAAGGGGAAAAAUUGAUGUGAACCACGUGGCUAAUAGACCCCCCCCAGCCGAGGAUCGGUCCAGUAACCUCCUCUCUAUUACAAUGAACAAUGGUCUAGUCUGUUUUGGGGUUGUUUUUUUUCAGUUUGCAGUGGAAAGGGUGUAUGCGGAUAUGU
Gopherus evgoodei (Goodes thornscrub tortoise) is the source of this 5241-nucleotide messenger RNA. RefSeq names its product SAM pointed domain containing ETS transcription factor (gene SPDEF). Gene Ontology annotation, cellular component: nucleus. Gene Ontology annotation, molecular function: DNA-binding transcription factor activity, RNA polymerase II-specific; sequence-specific DNA binding. The record is from RefSeq and is a predicted model, not a curated record. Lineage: Eukaryota; Metazoa; Chordata; Testudines; Testudinidae. Gene Ontology annotation, biological process: cell differentiation; regulation of transcription by RNA polymerase II. The transcript is spliced from 6 exons. Bases 390 to 1421 code for a protein of 343 amino acids.